Molecule: messenger RNA, 4545 nt
Organism: Actinia tenebrosa (Australian red waratah sea anemone)
Lineage: Eukaryota; Metazoa; Cnidaria; Anthozoa; Actiniaria; Actiniidae
Biological process (GO): protein import into nucleus; RNA export from nucleus
Cellular component (GO): nuclear pore
Molecular function (GO): structural constituent of nuclear pore
Source: RefSeq, a predicted model, not a curated record
GCAUGCGCAUUAGGCAGUAGGGCGCCAUGUUUUAAAUCGUGCUAAAGGAUUAUUAUAGGACGAUAAAAUACCGGCCACAUUUAAGCAUUUAUUUGAACUCUGAUGGCCUCAAAGAACGAGGAAUACAUCGCAGUAGCUGCUGUACUAAUCUCUCUUGUUAUUCUUUCAAUUUUUUGCGGUGUUUUUUGGAGUUUUCUGUUAGUUUUUACCUUCUUGUUGUUGGCGUAUCUAUCACGCCGGCCACAAAGUAAGAAAAAGAUUAUUACAAAGAAGUACAAAAUCAAACCAGAAUCGCUUGAUAAUUCCUUGAAUGAUAGUAAAUACUUAUCUGCUGGUGUUAAAGAGAUGGAUGUACCUUUUACUGGACUCCCAAGCCCAAAAUAUCAGACCCAAACUCUACGAUCACCGAUGCCUUUGCUGUCUUCUCUCUCUACUGUAACAAAACGACUGAGUUUUAACGUCAGCUCCCUAUCACCACCAGAUGGACAAACAUACAUGCUUGGUAAUGGCAGCAGAAGAUUCAAUACAACGAUAGGUUCACCAAGACAAGUCCAAAGCCCUAUGUCACUGUUAACAUCACYGCAGACACCCAAGUAUUUUAGUCUCAUAAAUCCUACCUUACAACCAUCAACUGUUAAAAUUGCUGCACCAGAAAUCAAUGACAGAACAGUGACAUUAGAUGAGCCAAAGAAACUAACAGAUAGCCCACUAAGUAGAGCAACUAUAUUAUCUGCACUGAAGCAAAGUACAAUCAGGAAACGAAGUGUCGUUGAGGAUGAAGAUGGCGCAGAUGAUGUCUCAAGCCCCAUAGAAAGUCAUAAAAAGAAACGGAGAUACCAUUAUCCCAGUGGGAACGAAAAUGAGAGGAGAAAACCCAUGACCACAACAGACACUACUGAUCUUGAAAUAACCAGAGAGAUCAUACCAGAGCCGCCAGCUGUUACAAGAAGGGGUACUGGUAUAUAUAGUUUGAUACAAGCAAGAUUAAAAAGGCGACCAUUACAUAAUGAUGGUAACAGUACCAAUGAAGAAGGAGGAGUCAUGAUAAAGAAAACUAAACAGGACGAUGAUAAAACACUUGGACUGCCAAAGGUACCUGAAAGUAUUGAUUCAGAGUGUCAAGACACCAAGGAUGUGCAGACAAAGUCUGCCUCUUCUGUAACAACAAAAAGGAUUGYUUCUAUAACUAGUUAUGAAGAUGAUAAUGACAGUGGAUGUGAUGCUGAUGAUGAUGAUGACAUUGUGAUGAAAACUGUUCAAUCAACCACAGGCAAGACAAGGUUAUCGAAAAAGCAAGCUCAAAAGCUAGUGGAACAAAAUAGAGAAAAAAGAAAAAGAAUUGAACUGAGAACAUCCAGUACACCAAGUCACACACCAGAAAAGCCAGUAUCUAGAACAACUAGCAAUACUCCAGAUCACACAGUAUCUAGAACAACCAGCCAUACUCGAGAUCGCUCAGUAUCUGGACAACAGAGGAUUUCUAAAAAGCAAAGGUUGUUAAAUACUCCUUCUGUAUCUGAGGUAACAACAAGUGCCACUGACUCGCCUGCGUCUGGGAAAUCAGAUGUCUCUGGUCAGGAAAUGUCUCUAAAGAAACGCUUCACAGUCAUACGCUUUCCAUCCAAAAAAGAUGAAUCAAAAAGACGAGCAGUACCAGUAUACUGUGCAUCAGUCAACUCACCUGAUCUGCCAAAGCGUCGUCCUGUCACUCACAAAAUCACAAAAGAAGACAUUGAGCUAGAUCGUAAGUUGGCAUGGCAGAGAGUUCAGUCUUUACUGGACGGAUCUGAGGAUGAAGAAGAAGGGGAAAAACCUAAAGGUACUUCACCAUCUGUGGCAAUCCAUGUUACCACUUGUAUGCCCAGUCAAUCAAGAUCACAGACGACAAGUACAGUAACAACAGUAUCAGGUACCCUAGCUACUAGUAGUUUACUUACGCUAGUCUCUAGUAACAGCAAAGAAAGCCAAGACACUGCUGUUGCUACAUCACAGACUGCAGUAAUUGCACCACGUAUUGGAACCACACAGCCCUCAACACUCCUAUCUUCACUGGCAACAAGCAAACCAAGUGAAGCAACCCCUCUUAAAUCUGUACCACAAUCAGAGUCAUCAGCCACACCCCAUCUUGGUAAUCUUGAUCAAAAGUCCACUACGUUCUUAAAGGAAGCAUUAGCUACAUCAUCUGCUGCUGGACUACCCAGUGGUCAAGCUAUCCUUAGCUCUACUACACAGUUGUCAAGCACUCCUGGAUUCAGUCUUACCAGUACAACCAGUACUACUGGUCAACCACCAGCACCUGUUAGUGCUCCAAUGAAAAAUCUUUUUGGAGUGUCUUCCACUGAUUCCUCUAACACAACAUCUCUAACGUCCCUCAUAACAGCAUCACAAAGUAUACAGACACCCAUAUGUACCCCUGUGACCCAAACGUUAUUGGGUACCAAAACUACUAACGCCAUGCCUGGGGUACCUGUGGUUACUGCUCCUGGAGCAUUGUCAGUGAAUUUUGGGUCCACAGUCAGUAAGCCACCUCAACUGGGUAGCAUUAAUUCGCGUAAUCUUCCUCACAUUCAGUUCAGUGUGCCAAGUAAUCUACCACAAAUGGGGUCCACUGUAACAAGUAAUCUAACAGGCUUUAGUGUGCCGAGCAAUCAACCGCCGACAGGAUUCAAUACUUCAAGUAAUCUACUGCCGGCAGGAUUCAAUACUUCAAGUAAUGCACCUCAGCCAGGGUUCAGCUUUAGUGCCACUACGUCAGAUGCAACCCCAGCACCUGUGACCACAGGAGCAAAAAAUGCACUCUUUUCUGGUUUGAAUGCUAGUACUGUAGGAUCUACCCUACAAAAUGCUGCAAAGGUUACAACACAGGCAACCCAACCAGGUUUUGCCACACCAGAAACUUUCUCCUUCAGUGCAUCCACUGCCCCCAAAACCACCAGUCAAGCAAGUACGUUCAAUUGUGCUGCGAGCCAACAGACCUCAGCACCAAAAACCUUUGGAUUCCAAGCUGAACCUAGUGUGUUUGGAGCUACAACUGCUACUACAACCACUAAGCAAAGCAACUUUACAUCAAACUUUACUACUACAAGCAAAGGUUUUGCAUCGGCUUCCUCUUCAAAUCAGUUUGGAGCACCACCACCACCAUAUUCGUCAUCUGCUCCAGCAUUUGGUAUUGCUCCCUCUGUCUCACAGAACACUUUUGGUAAAACAAGUACGACGGCCACUUCAGGGGGGCUUAAAUUUGGCACCAGCACAGCUACACCAAGUGUAUUUGGAAAUGCCGCUCAACCAACUGCAACUGGCAGUGCUCAUUCUGGGCAGUUUUCUUUUAGUGCUAGUACCACUAACACUCCAAAUCAGUCACAGAACAAACAAUUGAUAUCUUUCCCUGCUGGGGUCAGUUCUACUUCAGCAUCUCAACCGUUCAGUGCAUCAUCUUCUCAGAGUACCUUUGGUCCUGGGACAAGUACGAAUGUUUUUGGAACUAGUGCGACCCCAACACCCUUUGGGUCAACUACCAAUCAGAAUGCCUUUGGUUCUCCUGCUACUAAGAACAAUCAAAAUGUUUUUGGUGCUACAAGCCAAAGUACAUUUGGUUCACCUGCCCCGUCACAGAAUAUGUUUGGGAAUCCUGCAAGUUCAAGUAGUGCUGGCAGCUUCGGCUUUGGUAACAGCUCUGCUACUCCUUCUGCCACUCCUUCUGCUGGAGGGUUUAAAUUUGGUGCUGGUUCAUCAAGUGGAUUCCAAAAUACAGCAAAGGCCGCACCCACCUUUGGUUCCACCCCCUCUGCAGCCCCAACAGCUUCAGCAGGAGGAUUCAACUUUGGUGCAGGCAGUACUGCCAGUACUCCUGCAUUUGGUGCAGCAACGCCCAAUGCUGGGGGUUUCAAGUUUGGAUCCGUAGCCCAAGCCCCUUCAUCGUCUGUCGCAAAGGCACGACCCAAAGCAACGGCUGGAAGAAGGCGCACGAGAAAGUAAAAGCUUUUACAUUCAAUUUAACCUCUAGUUAAUGAAGUUUUUUUAUUUUAUCAUUUAUUUUGUCCCAUCCCCAGGAAAAACGUCAAAUUAUAAUCCAUAAAUACAUUUAUAUCUGUAUAAAGUUAUACUAGUUUAUUUUCAAUUUAUAUGUAACUUCAAGAAAAAGUGGACCUCAAUAGAUGUAUCAGAUACUGUUUCAUUCGCUGCUGAUUCUUUAGGAUCUAUCAUUUAUAAGAGAUUAUCUUGUAAAUUUGUUUAUGAGUUUAAGCAACUCUGUUAUUUUACAGAUUGCAUACCCCACACAUGUAUAUAUAUAUAUAUUAAAUAAAGCUUUUAAAUAGUUAGUGACAUUAGAAUAAGUUCCUUUAUUAAAUUUAAUAUUUGUGUAUGUGUUUUGAAUACUUCUUUUAAAACAUUCACCCAAUGUUUAUUAGGGUUCUUUUACAGACGACGGCUCUACGUUUUGGUCUUUUCUCCCUCCCCUCUAGGGGAUCAAACCAAAAGAACGUCUGCAAAAGAGGCUAAAUCUUUAUAUCCUGCUAUAGAUAAAAAUAAAUAGUAAUUUUUAUA